Aspergillus luchuensis is the source of this 534-nucleotide messenger RNA. RefSeq lists its product as uncharacterized. The coding region runs from base 1 to 534 and encodes 177 amino acids. The transcript has 2 exons. The record is from RefSeq and is a predicted model, not a curated record. Lineage: Eukaryota; Fungi; Ascomycota; Eurotiomycetes; Eurotiales; Aspergillaceae.
AUGGCAGCCACGGAUAUACUCAUGACGUCCGUGGAGGCGAUACCCAAAGUGCUUCCGACGCAGAAGUUGGACGACGGAAGUAUGCUAAAUCAGGAAACCACGAUGUGCUUCUAUCAAAUUCUCGUCUACUCGUGCGGAUGCACAACCCCCGGCCCCUUCAAGCAAUGCCCCCCACAACUCGGCACCAACGUGAGGUGCACCAGAUUGGGCCCAAGGCAGCAACAACCUGUGGGCAAUUAUUGCCCACGACAUCUGGUCACUAGGGGGGCAAGGAUCGUCUACGCGAGGCCGGGUGGGCAAUGGCAACCAGUUGCCGAUAAUUGGGGGCAGGAGGAACAAGGGGGUAACGGGGACGAUGCCGAGGCCGAGGAGGACAAAGCCGAAGAGGAGGAAGAAGGGGAGGAGGAGGAAGAAGAAGAAGAAGAAGAAGAAGAAGAAGAAGAAGAAGAAGAAGAAGAAGAAGAAGAAGAAGAAGAAGAAGAGAAAGAGGAUGAUGAGAGCGACAACAAUCGCGAUCCGGAUUGGCAUCCUUGA